AUGGUUGAUCUGCCUCUCGACGUGCUCCUCCUGAUACUGGACAACAUCACAGUCAGUGCUCUCAUUACCGGCGACUAUGAGGACCUCUUUCAAUGCGCAUUGACCUGCAAAUCGCUGACGAAACCAGCUCUGAGUUCUCUGUAUCAAACACCCCCAAGAGAUCUGGAAGAGCCGCGGCUCUCCAUAAACGAAGAGAACAAUGCACGCAAAUGUGCAAACAUGUGGCGAUCCAUUAUCCUGUCUAUGUGCAAAGACAGGACAUAUCUACCUUACUACGAAUACAUUAAAUCCUUUUAUCUUGGCAGUCUGAGGGAUAUGCUUUCAAGAUCAAUAAACGAGGAUCUUGAUGAACUCAUGCACCGCGAAAACGAGGACGUUGGUGGCAAGAGAUUAAAGCUUUCAAAGGGGGAUCUAACUGCAACGACAGCGAUGGAUAUUUUGUGCCCAUUAAUCUUUAAAAAGGCGUAUAAGAUCACAAAGCUCGUGGGGAACGUGGGGAAAGAUGAUUGUUUUCCACUCAGAGCCUGGGUUAGCCACUUGCCUAAUCUACAGUCCCUCUCCCUUUCGCAUAGUUAUCUCUUGGGCGACAACGCUCAAGAAAGCAUAUGCGAGCAUUGCCCGAGUUUCAAGGAGCUGAAUGUGAACUAUUGGGCCUGUGACUAUCAAGCAGAAUGCGUUCUCAAAGGCCUCCGUCCGAAUUCGUUGACUUCUUUCGGGGUUGCUUUUAGUUAUGGACCGUGUGUUAUCCGUGCAAUUGGUUGCCACUCAAAAUCACUUACCACAUUAACCCUACCUAGUCUUCCUCGAGUGGCCUUCAUCGAGCUGCCGACCAUCGGGGCUUUCGAGGCCCUUGAAACUCUCCGCAUUUUCCGUUUGUCACCAGAAACCUGCAGCGGUGAGAUGAUCCCGGCUGUCGCGAAAUGGAUCUACCAUUGCAAGAAUCUGCUGUACCUAGAUCUCAGCUUUGCUUGGAGAACUUCAUGCAUCGAAACCCUAAUGCUGGCCGUCGGGGAAUUAAACCAGUUACGCAAGCUCCAGCUAUGGGAUCGUGGGUCACCAGCCCAACUCAGGGCUCUGCCGCGCUUACCCAACCUCGAGACGUUGAAUUUCCAUGGGAAGGAUAUGGAUGAUGACAUUUGGCCGUCGUUUUUCGGUUUGGAGAAGCUCACUACUCUCCGCUUAUACGGGACCUCCAAGUUCACGGCCCGGGGUAUUCUUGACUUUAUCUCACAGCUAGGUCCGGGCAAUAAGGGUAUCUACAUCACGGUCCGUAUAAAUGAUAAGUUCUCAGAGGAAGAAGUCGCUGCUAUCAAAGACACACUGGAACAAAAAGCCAGGGGGACCUUCGACUAUUAG
Messenger RNA from Talaromyces rugulosus, 1356 nucleotides. RefSeq lists its product as uncharacterized. The transcript has 6 exons. NCBI's taxonomy places the organism in Eukaryota, Fungi, Ascomycota, Eurotiomycetes, Eurotiales, Trichocomaceae. The record is from RefSeq and is a predicted model, not a curated record. Bases 1 to 1356 code for a protein of 451 amino acids.